GCACAAUUUCGGCCUUUACAUGUCUGGAAAAAAUGUAAGGACCAUACGCGUCGGAUCACGUCGAAGCCAAUUGGCACUGGUGCAAACUCACUUGGCUAUUGAUAUGCUACGGGCCAAGAACAACUUAUUGGAAUUUGAGGUUGUCAAAAUUGCCACCGUAGGCGAUAAAAUCUUAGAUGUUGCGCUUUCAAAAAUUGGAGAUAAAAGUCUUUUCACAAAGGAACUGGAGAGAGCUCUUGAAGACAACGAAGUGGACUUUGUGGUGCACUCUCUCAAGGAUGUGCCUACAUCUAUGCCUGAGGGACUUGUGUUAGGCUGCGUGUUUGACCGAACUUCCCCAGAGGACGUCGUGCUAAUGUCUCCCAAAAAUCGUGGUCGGAAGCUCCGUGAUCUCCCCGAGGGAUCCGUUGUUGGUACAAGCGCCCUUCGUCGCAGUGCAACCUUAAAACGUUUGUAUCCCCACCUCAACUUCAUUUCCAUCCGAGGGAACCUCAAUACCCGUCUGAACAAGCUGGAUCUGGAGAGCGAAACGAAGACAAAGGAGGAUGAUAGCGCUGUACACACUGUCAGAUAUGAUGCGAUUGUGCUAGCGAAAGCUGGGAUUGAGCGGCUGGGCUGGGCAGAUCGUAUUGAUGAGGUCCUGGAUAACUGCUUCCAUGCCGUGAGUCAAGGAGCCUUGGCUUGUGAAUGCCGCAAGAAUGAUACAUUCAUCCUUUCCGUGCUCGCCGAUCUCCAUAACGAGUCAGCGUGUCUCAGUGCGAUAGCAGAACGGAGUCUUAUGCAACACUUGGACGGAGGAUGCUCAACACCCAUUGGUGUCCGGCACCAACUUAUCCCUUCUGUUGGCCAUCCACACCACCUAGUACUAGAAGCUAACGUUCUCAGUGUGGACGGCGCUCAGUAUGUUGAGGCGUCCGUAUCCGCCGAAUUUCCGCAUCUUAUACCAAGAGGUUCAAAACGACCAUUAUCCGUGUGUGAAAAUGAUGUCGAAGAGAUACACUCCUUAUUGCCCAAACAACCACGGAUUUCAGGUUCAGAUCCCAGAGCAGGACAUCCUCCAACUUCCGAAAUCACCCAUUUGAAUUUGAGUUGCAGUGAGGAAGAACUGCAGUCGGCCGACGACCCCUCUGCUGUCUUUAUGGGUGUUCAUGUUAGCCCUAUCUGUUCGGUUGCCCGGCUUCGAAUGGCACGUUCAAAACGAGUUGGUAGAAUCUUAGCAGAGAAGUUACUCGCCUCCGGAGCUUCACGUAUUCUCGAGGAGAUUCGAUCUCAAACACUGACUGCAAGCAAGACAAAUGUGGCUACUUCUUCCGUCACGAAAUAAUAUUCAUGCCGUUGUUUUUCUUCGCAUAAGUGGGAGGAAAACAUACUCAAAAAUUGAAGUUGACCCGAAUUUAUUUUCUCACUCCCCUUGUAGAUUUUGAAGCAGCUAGUCUUUUUUAUUGCUUUUGAGACCUUUUUUCAUAGUCUAUAGUGCUAUGUGAUAAUAUACAUAUUUUGGAUGAUGUUUUGUUUCUGUUUGAUGUGACUGGAAAUUGUUCCGUCUCGUCUAAUUUUUGCUUUUCUUUUUUCCCAUUAGUAUUCUGGGAAUAUGCACUUGGGCCAUAUGGAU
Molecule: messenger RNA, 1612 nt
Organism: Opisthorchis viverrini
Lineage: Eukaryota; Metazoa; Platyhelminthes; Trematoda; Opisthorchiida; Opisthorchiidae
Exons: 3
Coding region: 20-1324 (434 amino acids)
Biological process (GO): heme biosynthetic process
Cellular component (GO): cytoplasm
Molecular function (GO): hydroxymethylbilane synthase activity
Source: RefSeq, a predicted model, not a curated record